AUGGCGCUGCGCUCGCCCACGUUCCUGCAUCCCUGUGACAGCUGCAGCAGCUCGCCGAGUCUCCAGCGCUCGCGGUUAUCCCUGCAGCUUGUUGCCGCUCGGGACCCGUCCGACGAGACGGACGCUCCUCCUCCUCCUCCUCCUCCUUCUCCUUUGGACGCACUCCCGUUCGAACGACCGGACCUUCUCCAGUGUCCCGAGCUGCUGCUGACCGGACUGGAGCUCGAGACGCGGACGCCGCUGCGGCUCUUGCAUAAGAAAGGGCGACGCUUUGAGUCGCCGUGGGAGCCGUUUUUCGUCGGGAUUUACGCGCACGCGCUGUUUUACUUUGCCGAUCGAAGCGACUGGCCACACGGCGUCGUCCCGCUCGUGAAUGCCGACGUGAAGGCAGUGGACCGUAUGUUUCGACAAGGAGAUGCGAGCAAUGGCGGCGACGACUGCGGUCCGUGCUGGAAAGUCACGUCUUCUAGUGGACGUGCGCUGCUGUUUCGCGCGCCGUCGCAUGACGCGCGUGUCGAGUGGAUCGAGCAGCUGCGUCGAGCGGCAGGAGGAAAACGACGGAGUUUAGUCACGACGACACAUAGUAUGGAUGGGAAGGCGGCGCUCGCUCUCGCGAGGAGACUCGGGCGGUCUGCGAGCUCGGCGUCGACGUCGUCGUCGAGUGCGGGAACGUUGCAGGGAUCGCCGCGAUUACGGACAGUUUCGUCGUGUGGACGAUGGCAGAAGAAAGUAAUCGUGGAAGACAAGUGUGACCAGACAGAGAGGCUGCGGGAUGCGCUGCAGAUGGUGGAGAAGCAGCGACGUGAGAUUCAGGAAUUGCAGGAACGGUUGAAGACAUUUGAAAUGGCGGGACUUGGGAUGAAAAUUAAAGAGGAAAAAAGCGAAGGUCGAGAUAUAAAAGCUGAAGUGAGCGAGAAGAGACAGAAUGAAGACGAUGUACGAACUCGAGUCGAUGAGGUUAUUAAACGAGACGUACGAGCUGGGACAGAUGACGUUGAUGAAAACGAGCUGGAUCUGAACGCGAUGCUGAAUGAUGCUCCCAUUGGAUUAUGCAAGGUAGCUCGCGCUUCGGCGAUUUCUGAUGUGCUCUCUGACGAUAAGGAAACUUCAGCAACUGAAGAGGACGACGAUGAAGAUAUUGACGAUCGUGUAUACGACAACAAACAAGGAAAUGAAAGGGAAGGUACCCAAAACUGGGCGAUGGUGGAUAAGUCCACAGGGACAUGUUUGGACCCCGUGGACGGACUGGCUACUGAGGAUGGCUCGAUUGAAUUAGAAAUCGGGAUGACGAAUCCUUCAUGUGACCACUCGCCUCCGUUCUUGGGAAAGUUGCCUGCGUUGAAACCACCUCAGCAAGAGGCUGUGUCGGCACCGGCAAAGCCCGUUCCUUCUACGUCCUCACUGAGUGCAGCAUUGUCGCAUUGCCACGAUGCAGCGGAAAAUGGGUCGAUUCAGCAGCAAGCAGCAGAAAAUGAAUCAAUCCAGCAGCAAGCAGCAGAGCUGGUUGAAAUGGCGCGCAGCUUGAAUAAGGAUGACGCCAGUGACUCAUUCUUGGCUCGUAAAAGCAGCGACGACGGCUCGCUACCCUCCAGCUUCAAAGGAUCACACAGUGGUGCAUGCAUCCUUGAUUCGAAUGCUGGCGCUGGAAAUGAUUUUUUGCAGCAGCAAGCAAUUGAGCUCGCCGAGAUUGCUCGCAACUUGCAGUCUUCGUAUCGAGCGGAUCCUGAUUCGUCAAAGGUUGCGUCAACGUCGACCUCCAGUUCAUCGCUGAAUCUGAAGUCACAAGAUUCUUUUUCUGGCAUGACAGACUUUGGCCUGGAUCAGAUCAACUCAAACGGCAGCGACGAUAGCAUUUUCUCCAUUACGCAAGAUGAUCUUUUCUUUGAUGAAGACGAGGAUGGCGAGAUCGAGCGUCUGUCCGAGUUUGAUGCGUCUGACAGCCAGUUUUUGGAGGCGAGUGGCUUCCUUGACUCGAUUCAUCAAGUCAUGAAAGACUUCAUUGUGUCCACCCGCCCGGACCCGUCGCGUGUUUCGGAACAGUCAGUUAUCAGUGAAGAAAUCGUUCCCAGAGAUGCGUAUAUCGGCUCACCAGAGGGUGCCGACAGUCUUGAGAAGAGUUAUAGGCAGCGUGCAUUACGAAUGGAGACUCCUGCGGAUGGGCUGCCCAGUGGGACAAGUCCGAGGAUACGAAGUCUCUUUUCUCAUGCCCGCUCAGCACGUGACUUUUUCAGUGGAGACACUGAUCGAGCUCCUGUGUCGCAUGUACCGAAGGACAUUUCAUCCCUUGUCGUCGAGGACACGAUGUCAGUUGUGGCUUCGAUCCUCCAGAGCGCGGGGCGUGAGGACAAGAUGCGUUUGCUGUCUCCUUUCCUCCGCAUCUUUGGAAGUCACAACCGCCUAAGCCACCUCAUGCGCUGGGCAAUCGAGAUAGAAGUAGCUUCUGUCAUCAACGUGGCAACACUGUUUCGCUCGGAUGAUUAUGCGAGCAGGUUUGUUUCCACGUACAGUAAAGCGAUCGGAUCAAAGUUCAUCCGUGUAGCUCUGUCCGAUCCCAUUCGUCAGAUAUUUAAGUUGAAGAUUGCCGACAUGGAGCUGAAUCCGCAUAAAGAGGAGUCGCUGCAAGAUGAGGCACAAGCGGGUUCCAACGCCGCGAACUUGAUGCUGGCGUGUCAAAAUAUUAUUGAUUCGAUCAUGAAGAACGCUCACUGCAUUCCGUCGUCUUAUUUCCACAUUUGCUCCCAUUUGAAUUCGGUUGUUAUCAGUCGUUUCGAUGGCUCAAAAGAAGGUGUAGAGGCGGAGGAUACAUCAACGUUGACUCGGUCUGUGAUCGGAGGGUUUCUCUUCCUCCGCUUCGUUUGUCCAGCCAUUACCACUCCGCAUUUGUAUGGACUAACCAAGCUGCUUCCUCCGCCUGAGACGCGCCGUGUACUCGUGCUGGUCACAAAACUGCUAUUUAAGACAGCGACUGGCGUGAAAUUUGGAGACCGUGAGCCCCAAUUUCAGGCUCUCAAUCCAUUUAUCGAGAAGAAUUCUCCAGCAAUUCAGCAGCUCUUUGCCAACUUGGCUAUGUCCCCGAGUCAAGAUAUCGACGAAUGCUUCGCUUCGGAUAGCCGCAAGAUCUACUCGCACGUAUCUUCAUCGCAGUUAGUCGAGGAUUUGGAAGUCAUCCGGUCUGUCUCGGAGAAGAACAUUGAAGAGAUUGAGAAGAAGUUGGAGGACUGCAAUUGCGCACCCAGGGUAACCGAGAACUUCAAGGCGGCUGUGCUGCCAAGCUCCGAUCCACUUCAGAAGAGCUCGUUGACGAAGAAAUUGAGUGCCAAUAUGAAGUUCCUUAGCGGCUUUGGGAAGAAGCCCAAGACGCAGAAACAGUCCGACCAGUGA
Molecule: messenger RNA, 3381 nt
Organism: Peronospora matthiolae
Lineage: Eukaryota; Oomycota; Peronosporomycetes; Peronosporales; Peronosporaceae
Source: the annotation of a GenBank genome assembly